GCGUGGAGGGAACCGGGAUCAGCCAGGGGCCAGCAUGAGCCAGAGGGAGGGAAGUCUGGAAGACCCCCAGGCUGACGAUUCAGUCUCACUCCUCCCCCACUUGGAGGCCAAGAUCCGUCAGACACACAGCCUUGCCCGCCUCCUCACCAAAUACGCAGAGCAGCUGCUCCAGGAAUAUGUGCAGCACCAGGGAGAUCCCUUCGGGCUGCCGAGCUUCUCGCCUCCGCGGCUGCCAGUGGCCGGCCUGAGCGCCCCGGCACCUGGCCACGCGGGACUGCCGUUGCCCGAGCGGCUGCGGCUGGACGCRGCGGCGCUGGCCGCGCUGCCCCCGCUGCUCGACGUCGUGCGCCGCCACCAGGCCGAGCUGAACCCGCGUGUGCCGCGCCUGCUGCGACGCCUAGAGGACGCUGCGCGCCAGGCUCGGGCCCUGGGCGCCGCCGUGGAGACCGUGCUGGCUGCGCUGGGCUCCACCGCCCGCGGUCCCUGGCCGGAGCCCUCCGCUGCUAACGCCRCGGCUGCAGCCACCGCCGCCACCACCACCACCAGCGCCGCAGGGGUCUUCCCAGCCAAGGUGCUGGGGCUCCGCGUGUGCGGCCUCUACAGCGAGUGGGUGAGCCGCACCGAGGGCGACCUGAGCCAGCUGGUGCCCGAGGGGCCCGCGUGAGCGCGCGCACUGGGGGCAACUUCGCGCUGUCGCCUCCUCUCCAUCAGGUUYCUUCUCCAUGUUUGUCUUCACUUCUGUCUCUUCCCGUGUCUGUCAGUGUCUCUGCGAACUGUCCCCUUGCUCUGACUCUGUACCUCUUCUCUUUCUGGACCUCCUUGUCUGCCCAAGGAACUUUCCUGUGUCCCUCAUUUUCUCGCUUCCCCUCUCUUUUUCUCCAUCCUUGGGCCUGCCUCAGUCUCUUUAGGUCUCCCCUUUACCCAUCUCUGAGGAUCUCUGGGUCUGUUUUCCCAUCUCCUCUCCCUGUGGCCCCACGUGAGCAUGUGUACAUCUCAGCCUCAUCUCAAGGAGGCCACACCUUGUCUCUCUCCCUCAGUUUUGUCCUUUCUUGGCCAGGAAUGUGCCUGUUGGUCCUGUGGUGGGUAGGUUACUGCAAACAAAUUUUAGAUACCCUCCCCCAGGGUCAUCCCAACUGCUGCCCUCAUUGUCCCCACCCCAUCCCUUUGGGCCCUUCCUCUUCUCCCUUCACUUUGCCCUGCCCUGUGCAGGGAUAGUACAACCCUCACCUCUCAAACCAG
This is a messenger RNA of Urocitellus parryii (Arctic ground squirrel), 1239 nucleotides long. RefSeq names its product cardiotrophin 1 (gene Ctf1). Gene Ontology annotation, molecular function: cytokine activity. Gene Ontology annotation, cellular component: extracellular region. Gene Ontology annotation, biological process: cell surface receptor signaling pathway; positive regulation of tyrosine phosphorylation of STAT protein. The record is from RefSeq and is a predicted model, not a curated record. Lineage: Eukaryota; Metazoa; Chordata; Mammalia; Rodentia; Sciuridae.